Molecule: messenger RNA, 2166 nt
Organism: Annulohypoxylon truncatum
Lineage: Eukaryota; Fungi; Ascomycota; Sordariomycetes; Xylariales; Hypoxylaceae
Product: carbohydrate esterase family 8 protein
Exons: 3
Coding region: 1-2166 (721 amino acids)
Biological process (GO): cell wall modification
Molecular function (GO): pectinesterase activity
Source: RefSeq, a predicted model, not a curated record
AUGCUAACAUCCAGGUUAGCGCUCGUCUUGGGCCAUUUUUGUCUAUUGCCUGCGCUUGUUUUCGGUGCUGAGGCUACGGCGGAUAGCACGUCUGCCUCAUCAUGCGGUGCUCAUCCCACGAGCGCCUCUACCGCUCCAUCAGGCGCCAUAGUCGUUGACUCAACCAGCUCAACAACUGGCUCUUUCUCUAAUUUGACUGCUGCACUGGCGUCGCUACCUAGCGACUCUUCGUGCCAGACAGUUUUUAUGAAGCCUGGAACUUAUGUUGAACAAGUUUCCGUCAACCGACCUGGUCAGACUGUUAUCAUUGGGUACACUACCGAAAACCCUGGCAAGGAGUAUUCCGGUAACCAGGUGACUGUCUCAUACAGCCGUGGUCUUUCCGUAUCACCACUCCCUGCAGGCCACUCAGAUCCCGAGACAGCCGUCAUCUCUACUGCGUCUUCCAAUGUUGCUUUCUACAAUGUCAACUUCAUUAACACCGACAACCUAGACGGGGCUACUGCUAAUUAUGUAACCCUGGCUGCUUCGAUUUACGGUAGCCACAUCGGAUUUUACGGAUGCAAUUUCACGGGCUGGCAAGACACCCUUCUUACUGGGUCAACCAGUGGCUAUCAGUAUUACGAGUCUUCCUACAUAGACGGAGCUAUCGACUUUAUCUGGGGUUAUUCUGCUGCGUAUUUCAAAGGAUGCACCAUUGCUGCUAAGAAGACGGGAGCUGCUAUUACAGCACACAACCGCCAGGAUUCGUCUGGCAUAGGGAUAUAUGUAUUUGACCAGUGCCUCGUAACUGCUGCAGAAGGUUAUGAGUCCGCGACCAAAUCAGGAGUUUAUCUAGGAAGACCUUAUUCUGAGUAUGCGAGAGUCGUUUUCAAGGACUCUUACUUGGAUUCUGUCGUUCAACCGGCUGGUUGGGAGCAAUGGAGUUCAUCAGACCCUCGACUAGACGAUAUAUUAUUCGCUGAGUUCAAUAACACCGGCCCGGGGAACUGGGAGAAUAAUGCUGCCGCGCGUGAGGGCUUUGGUAAAGCAACAUUGUUGACAUCGGAUACCUAUACCCUCUCUAGUGUCAUGGACUCGACUUCCUGGAUUGAUUCGACGUAUUGGAAUAGUAUUAGCACGCCUUCGAAGAUUCUGACACGAAGAAGUGAUAUCGAAGAGCUUGUUAUUAUAUCUUCUGAGGCAAACUCCACCUCUCCAGCUGCGGGUGAUUACAUCGUGUCUAAGACCCCUAUUCAAGGCAAAACCGUCUACUCAAUUUUCACUGAAGCAAUAGAAGCUAUCCAGAAGAUCUCAAGCGACGAAACUGUAACGCUUUUCAUAUAUCCCGGUCUUUACAAAGAACAGAUCGUCUUUAGCAGAUCUGGUACCACCAUCUUCCGUGGCUACUCGGAGAACCCAUCUGACAACACGCAAAACCAAGUCGUUCUCCAAAACAGUGUUGGGGUUGAUACGCAAGCCGACCAAAGCAACUCAGACUCGGCGACACUGUACUCCCGGGCCAAGAACCUUCAGCUUUUCAAUAUCAACAUGAAUAACGUUUUUGGGCAGACACACAACUACGCGUCCCUCGGGUUUGCUAGUGGUAAUAACGGAUAUACAUCCUUCUACGGAUGCCAGAUUACUGGUAACCAAGACACUUUCGACAUGAACACCGGGACCAGCGUAUUUGCGUAUAACACCCUCGUCGAAGGGUCGAUUGAUUUCAUCUGGGGUGCGGGAACAGCGUAUUUCCUCAACUCCACGAUCGUACCAAAUACGGACGGUGGCAGCAUAGCAGCUAUGAAAAGAGAUUCUAGCACCGCCGCCGGUGGCCUCGUAUUUGACCAAUGUACUAUUGCGGCGACCAAGGACGUCACAGCGGGCUCGAUCUUCCUCGGUCGGCCAUAUAAUGAGUACUCUCGGGUUGCAUAUAUCUAUACCUAUCUAGACGACUCGAUAUCAGCAGCAGGUUGGUCAGUUUGGGGGAAGUCUGAUCCCCGAACGGACAACAUUCUCUUCGGCGAGUACCAUAACAACGGUCCCGGGGCUUCUACGAGCGGCCGUGCCUCCUUCUCGCAACAACUUACCGACGCGGAUGCUGAGCAGUUUCAAUUUGCCAAUUUCUUCUCUUCACAGGGAACUUCAUGGAUUAACAUGGCAUAUGUUAAAACUACCCCUUUUUGA